AUGGGUACUGAGGCGUCCGCAGACGGCAUGCCUCUUCAGGCUGACGACAACACGAAGAUCGACAAGCAGGCUGAUCCCGACCAUGAUGCUUUGCCGACUGGCUGGAACCUUAUUCGUAAGCGAUUGGAUGUCUUCAAAAUGCUCGAGGGUGGACAAGCAGGUGAAGCGCUACGUUUAGGCACCGAGAUGCUGAAGAAGUUCGAUGCGUCAGACAUUCAGCCAAGUGAAAUGGACCCCUGUGAUCGCCAGCAGAUGGUCAAGAUUGUAAGCAUUUGCAGUGAUGCUUGCAAAUCCCUCGGCAACCAGUUCCAGCGCAGGGCACUGUUGGAGCGUCUUCUGCAGAUGCAGGAGUCGACGAUCAAUGCCACUCUUCCAGAUGAAGCAGUCCGCAUCUUAGACACUCUGCAGCGUUUGGGCGACUGUUACCAUCGGCUGGGCAACAUCCAGAAGGUGGAGAAGGUAACGAAGCGGGCCAUGGAGUUUUGCGAGACCCAUUUCGGCCCCGAUCACGUCCAUUCCAUCCCGACGAUGAGGCUCCUUGCAUCCAUUCGCGAUGACUGGCCAGAGAAGAGGCGGCUCGCUGGACGAUGCGUGGCGAUUGCAGAGCAAGGCCUCGGCUCACAACAUCAGGAUCUCUGGCCCCACUUGCAGCUCUAUGGAAUGGCAUGUGUCGAGCUGGAGGAUCUUGAGGAAAGCCAGGAGGUACUUGACCGGUGCUUGAAGAUCCAGGAACAGCAUUUUGUUUGCACCAACCGCCCUGAGAUUGUACCCACUCUGUUCCAUCUCGGCAGGGCAUGGCUGGGCCUUAGAGACUUCCAGCAAUCAAAGGAGGUCUUGGAGCGAUGCUUGAGGAUUCAGAAGCUAUGUAGCUUGAAGAGCCCGAACCAGGAGGAGGUCUCUGACCAGGAGCUCACCUUCGCAUUACAAGGUGGCACUCUCGUUUAUCUUGGCAUCGCCUUGGAAAGUUUGGGAAACAAAACAGAGAGCAGCCGCUCUCUAGACCGUGCUAUGAAAAUCUUCGAGGAGCACUCCAAAGCGGCCUCGCGCCCGCUCGAACUCGCGCGAGCCCUCGUGAACAACGGAUGUCUAUGCAAUCAUCUUGGUAUGCACAAGCGAGCGAAGGAGCUGACGGAGCUUGCGCUGCAGCUGUUUCGUGAGCACAGGCCCAACGAUCCUGAUGUGAAAAAAGCACUGCAGAUUCUGGCGGAGUCGGAGAACCAGCAGUACCAUGAGGAGCUCCGGGAGCAGCUAAAACGCCACCAAGAGCUCAAGUUCUUGGAGCAAAUAGAGAGCCAAUUGGAUACCCCUGCAAUUCCAGUUCAUGAAAAAGUUCCUGAUGACGCAGAGGCCGGCGAAAACCAGGAUGGUGCUCUGGACGACGGCUGUGCCUGCAACGAGCUCGGUUGGCGGCUGCUACGUGAGGGGAAGAGCCGUGAUGCGAUCGCAGCCUUCAGCCGCGCCUUGGAGUUUGACGUCAAGGAUGUGACGGCCUACAACAACCGUGGAAUUGCUCAUGAACUUGCACAUAUGACAGCGGCUGCCAAGGAAGACUUUGAGAAGGCAGGGCAGUUGGCAAAAGGCGAUGCUGACUUGCUGGCGAAGCUCGAGCUGGCUCGCAAGUGGAAGCCUGUGGGCUGGAAAAGCCGUGGAGAAACCAAGGCGAAAACGAGAGCUGCAGACGCGGAUUUCCUGCUCUCGUUUGCAACCCCCAACACUGACACGAACAACGUUCUCCUCCGCAUCCUGAGCAAGGUAGUCUUGUUCAAUGGUGGUCUGCGUCCCGUGACCUUCUGUCACGACCGCUCCCUCGGCAUGGGCGUGCACAUCGUGGAUGGCGUGCAUCAGGGUCGAACGGACCCCGAGUUUGACAACCUGGACCACGACCAGAAGCCUAGCGAGUUUCCCAAGUGGUUUCAAGAGUACUCGAAGGCAGCUGAAGAGACGAAACAUGGCAUCCUCAUCCUUCAGCUGACGCAUGACUACCUGAAGUCAAAAGCCUGUCGCUGGGAGUUUGGCUACCUACGAAGGCCCGAGCUGAUGCAUGUUGUGGUAUGGGACCACCCGCCGCGCAUCGUGCGCUGGCAGCAGCUGGUGACAGAUGUGACGCUGUGCAAGCAAGUGUGCAUGCCAAAGUACGAUCACAAGAAAGAGUUCGGUCAAUUGUGGCAAGCAAUCGAGAAGGAAGUGCCAGCCGACCGAAAAGCUGCCCUCAGUUCCGCGAUCGAGCUUUUCUUCACCGUAAUGAGGCUCGAGAAUCUAGCUUCCCUGGUGCGUGAACAGGAGCAUCAAGCCUGGUGCGAGCUGCCUUUCCGAGAAUUAGCUCACGUGCUGGCAUCCACUGAAAGUACGCUUGCCUUGGGCACAGGUUGCCCCCUUGUGCAUGUCUUGCUUGAGACUGGGCAGCUCCAGAGAGCGCAGGGGUUGGGGGGCGAGCUUCUGCGUGAAUUCGACGUGGAUGAAGAGGAAGGGUCGGAAGAGCUGGUCCGGAUGCAGCGCUUUAUGGGCAAAGCUCGUGGAGCCCUUGGCGAGCACCUCCAGCAGAAGGAGAUUUUGGAGAGAUGCGUACAGAUGCAGGAGAGGAGGUUCGGAGUCGAUCAUCCCAAAGUCCUGACUUCUCUGAAUGACCUUGCCAAUGCACAUGGCCAUCUUGGAAAUCAUGCCAAGCAGCUUGAGCUGCUGGAGCGAGCCUUGAAGAUUUCUGAGACCCACCUCGACCCGAGCAGCACAGAUCAUCUUGAGGUCCUCAACAAUCUCGCCCAAGCACAUGGUAAUCGUGGCGACAUCCAACAAGAGAGGGAGCUCUUAGAACGCGGCAUCCGCCUUGCAGAGCAGGAUCCAGAAGGGCAGAGUAGCCAGCUGCCCAAGUUGUUGACGAGCUUGGCCCUCAACCGAGGAAAGCUUGGAGAUCUGCAGGGGAAGAAGGAAUUGCUCCAGCAGGGGUUACACCUCCAGGAAAAGCGACUCGGCCAAAACCACCCAGACUUGAUAGUUGUCCUGCCGAAGCUUGCUCGUGCAACUCACCAGACUGGCGAUCGCGACCAGUGCAGGGAGUUGCUCAGGAGGUGCCUUCGAAUCACAGAGAUGCACUUUGGCGUCGAGCAUCGCAAUGUGGGCACCGUUCUGGAUGACCUCUCGAAGAUUUGGGGUGAGCUUGGCGACGCCCAAGAGAAGAAGGAGAUGCUCUUGAGAGCAUUGAGCAUCUAUCAGGCUCAUUCUGAUCACGUCAAUGUCGGGAGAACCUUGGUCAAUCUGGGAGCUGCUUGGGCGUCGCUUGGUGACUGGCACCAGAUGAAGCAAGUGACCCAGCAGGGGAUGGAGGUUCUGCAACAGCACCUGGGGCCCACGGAUCCAAAGGUGGCUUUCGCCAUAAGCAACUUGGGGGCGGCAUGCCUAGUUUUGGGCGACUACUCCAAGAGCAAGGAGCUUCUUGAGCGAGCUCUGGAAAUCUCGGAAGGCAGCCAGGCGCAGGAACCUCAUCUGCCAGCCCUACGGCAGAUGUUCCACAACGCCUGCCUGGCUCUCGAAGACAGCAAUCUUCGACCCCAGUGCCAGCCGGAGCCAGGGGAGCUGAAGGUAGCCAGAGAGACGGCGCCAGAGAACCGCGUGCAGAUCAAGAAGGUUCACGUUGCAGAGGCCAUGAGCGUGGUGGAAGGCAAUGUCGGCUGGGACCCAGCCAUGGAGAAGUGCUUAGGCCAAGAAGGAGUGGUGAUUGUGGACAAGACCAGGCGAUUGAAGAUCAACGUGGCAGAUGGCGGCGCCUGGUGGUGGCCUGUCAAGCUCCUUGAAGGUGCAAUCCUAUCUUCCGCUCGCAUGGAG
Messenger RNA from Symbiodinium natans, 3816 nucleotides. The record is from the annotation of a GenBank genome assembly. NCBI's taxonomy places the organism in Eukaryota, Dinophyceae, Suessiales, Symbiodiniaceae.